AGGCGAACGCAAACCAGCAAAAUCCAUCUAUUAGCUUUCGGCCACUUCAUCUCGCGCAUCACAUCCGCCUCUCAGUAUCUCACCCGCUGCCUUCGCUUAGACUGACCUACAAUAAUACCUCCUAGUACCAGCGGCGAAUAUUCCCGACGGCCCUUGUUUUUCACUACCAUGGCGCGUUCUACCCUAACUUUCUCAGUCAUGGCAUUCGUCAUCGCAGUCCUUUUAAUGUCAUGCGCCGAGUCUAGAAUCCUCUCCAACGGACUGCUCGGAAAUCGCGUCCCGAUUCGACCGGCAAACGGAGCCCUCAAGCUCAACAUCUCAUUCAGCCUCAACAAUAGCGUCACUGACCUAAAAUCCGCGUUACAAGCGCAGGUCGUUUCGCUAGAAGGAGCCCUGACGCAAUCACUCGACAAGCUCGCAAAUGCGUUGAAAGACAACACCUCGGCGGCGGUCUCCACGUUCCGAGCGCAAAUCUCCGCCCUCUAAAGCAGCAUCGCCACGUUAAAGGAACGCAUUGCAAGCCUCGACCUCAUCACAUCCAUUACAAUCACACCUUCCGGCAUUUCCCAGAUCACAUCGGCGGCUCUUCCCACCCUCCAGUCGCGUAUCUCGUCGCUCAGAGCCAGCAUCCCCGCUAUGAACAAACGCUCGACAUCGCUCAACACCGACCUGGCGGGCCUCCUCUCCAGCCUUCGCGCGUUGCUGAGUCAGAGAAUCGCGGCGCUGACUCAGAGGGUUGGUGCACUGAAUCUGGACGUGUCGGCGCUCGCUGCUCAAAUCGACGCGCUCGUCGCCCCGCUGAGUGGCGCCCUUGGCGUGACGGACCUCGUGGCCCUGCUGCCGCAGCAGUCAGGCAUGCUCCGUGGCGUUAUGACCUCGUGCGAGGGACUUGUGCAGGCAGGGGCAGCCAACAUCCAGAUCACCAAAAUUGGCUCGUCCUACACCGUCACCUACUACCUCUUCGCCACGGGCAUCACAGAGGCACCUCAGGCGCAGGCCAUCUACCGCGGCACCCCCUGCAGCAGCAGCGGGGCCGGCCAGCCACCCGCAGUGGCGUUGCAGCUGACUGGCACAUGGCAGCUCGUGAGCUCUGUCUCGUGGUCGCUGGCGAAUGUGGUGGCUGUAGCAGAGGCGGAUGUAGGGGACCUGCUCAGCGCUAUUGGGACUGUGACUAAUGGGGAUCUUUAUAUUGGGUACAGGGGCAGCAGCAGCAGCUUGUCAGGAAAGCUCAUCGGUGGGAAAUUCUGAGGGAAAUGGACAUGUGGUACAGGUGAAAAGGGUGAUUGCAGAAGGGACAUCACACAUGCACUCCUGAGUGCUUGUGAUGCAGCAUUAUGUGCAUCUGUGAUGUUUCGUCUUCCGUGGUAGUAUCAUAGCAAGGCUGUGUCUUGUGCAAUCCUUGUAUGGUUCAUUGCAUCCAAUUCAGCCAUGACCUUUCUU
Closterium sp. NIES-67 is the source of this 1440-nucleotide messenger RNA. Lineage: Eukaryota; Viridiplantae; Streptophyta; Zygnematophyceae; Desmidiales; Closteriaceae. The record is from the annotation of a GenBank genome assembly.